Acanthosepion pharaonis is the source of this 1242-nucleotide messenger RNA. The record is from the annotation of a GenBank genome assembly. Lineage: Eukaryota; Metazoa; Mollusca; Cephalopoda; Sepiida; Sepiidae.
AUGUCUGUCUGUAUGACAGCAGCCAGGAGACGCCGCCGUGUCUAUGUGAAAAGAACCCCAGCAAACGAAAGGUGGAGGGGGUGGGCAAGUAAAUACAUACACGGACAAACACACAUAUUCUCUCUCUCUCUCUUUCUCUCUCUCUCUUUCUCUCUCUCUCUCUCUCUCUCUCGUAUUUUCUAUCUGACGGAAGGUCGGAUCUACCGCUCUCUAACCUAUGUGACACCAGCCCUGCGAAGUUUCAAGAUAGAUCGGGUCGGGACGAUUGGCUUCUCUCUCGUACAUGCAAGAAUAUACGACUCCUUACGGUCUGGGGUUCGAAGGGAGAAUCGCAGUCGGCUCGCCGACGGCAGACAGUCGGCCUGUAGAAUUAUCGCCGACGUGGGGCGCAAGAUAGCUAAACCACAUAAAUACCCACCCAUGUCUGCUGUUUUCUGCCUAUUUUGUUUCUCUUUUGUUGUUUCUUUUAAACUUUCCCCCCUUCAGCCUCCCUUUCGUUCUUCGUCCUUUCUUCAUCAUUCGCUUUCUCUCUCUAAAUUCUUUAUUUGGCGAUUUUCUUUUUUUCUUUUUUUUGUUUCUGUGCGUGUCAGAAUCCAGUCUGCGAAUCGUUCAUUAUACCAACUCAUUAUACAAAGCGAAUUCAGUUUGCAAGUUACUUACUCCUUUGUUUCCAUUAUUUUCUCUCUUCCGUCUUUGGUAUCUUUCUGUUUCUUUUUUUCUUUCUUUUUCUUUAUUUUCUUUUCCAACUUGCUUUUUCUUUUAAUUGUCUUUUUACUUUUUCUCUCUUUAAUUCUUUUCUAUUUCCUUUUUGUUAUUUUUCUUUUUUUAUCUUUCCACUAUUUUUUUUUACUAUUUCUGUUCUUCUUUUUCAACCCUAAGGUCUUUUUUCGCUUACCUUUCCUUCUAUUUGACUUUCAUCUUCUUUUUUGCAGAUUUUUAUUGAUUUAUUUUCAGUCCUGCCCUUAUUUCUUUCUUCCAUUCAUUUCUAUUUGUUUUCCUUUUUUUUCUUUCUUUUCUUUCACCUCCCCCUACCAUCUGUUCGUUUUUACGCCGUUGGUUGAUUCUUUAUUUCUUUCUUUUAUGAUAUUUCUUCAGCCUUAUUUUAUCUUAUUUUCCCUUUUUAUUUUUUCAUCUUUUUCUACUGCUACAUUUAUCAUUAAUUCCGUUUCUUUUGUUUAUUCUUUCCCGUCUUGCAAGUUACCCGCCGCCAUUUCUGUUUUUUUCUCCAUUCUUUCUACUUAA